CAUUUCCUUCUGUUAAUACCAGCUGAUCGCUGCAAAUUGUUAUUUUUCCAUUUAAUUGUUUUAAUUCAACAAUGGUUUGCUCACUGGGCAUUGAGGGCAGUGCCAAUAAAAUCGGAGUAGGAAUCAUUCGCGAUGGCGAGGUGCUGGCCAAUGUGCGCCGAACCUACAUCACGCCGCCAGGAGAAGGUUUCCUGCCCAAUGCGACGGCUAAACAUCAUCGCGAAGUGAUUCUUACGCUGAUCCAGGAGAGCCUCAAAGAGGCAAAGAUAAAGCCCGCCGAUCUGGAUGUCAUUUGCUACACCAAAGGGCCGGGAAUGGCUCCGCCACUGCUGGUGGGGGCCAUAGUGGCCCGCACUCUGUCACUGCUGUGGGAGAAGCCACUGCUGGGCGUGAAUCACUGCAUUGGCCACAUCGAGAUGGGUCGCCACAUCACGGGCGCCCAGAACCCCAUCAUUCUCUAUGUGAGCGGCGGCAACACCCAAGUGAUUGCUUAUUCCAACAAGAGGUAUCGCAUUUUUGGUGAGACCAUAGACAUUGCCGUGGGUAAUUGCCUGGACCGCUUUGCGCGCAUCCUCAAGCUGCCCAACGACCCCAGUCCGGGCUACAACAUCGAGCAGAUGGCCAAGGACGGAUCUAGCUACAUCAAGCUUCCGUAUGUGGUCAAGGGCAUGGACGUGAGCUUCUCCGGCAUUCUGUCGCACAUCGAGGAGCUGGCCGAUCCCACAAAGAAUCCCAACAAACGCAAGAAAACACAGGAGGCAGAGACACCCGCGGCGAAGGCGGCCGAUCUUUGCUUCUCGCUGCAGGAGACCAUCUUCGCCAUGCUGGUUGAGAUCACAGAGCGUGCCAUGGCGCAUUGCGGAUCCAAUGAGGUUCUCAUUGUGGGCGGCGUGGGCUGCAACGAGCGUCUCCAGAAGAUGAUGCAGAUUAUGUGCGAGGAGCGUGGAGGCAAACUCUUUGCCACCGACGAACGCUACUGCAUUGACAACGGCCUGAUGAUUGCCCACGCCGGCGCCGAGAUGUUCAAGUCGGGCACCCGAAUGCCCUUCGAGGAGUCCUUUGUGACGCAACGUUAUCGUACGGACGAGGUGCUGGUUACCUGGCGCGACGACUAGCGGAUGAUUAGUGAUAGUUGUAGUGAGCUUUGCAUGUUUAUUAAAUACUAAUUUCGAUAGUUUGUAUAACAUUUAUAGUCGU
Molecule: messenger RNA, 1197 nt
Organism: Drosophila obscura
Lineage: Eukaryota; Metazoa; Arthropoda; Insecta; Diptera; Drosophilidae
Gene: Tcs3
Product: probable tRNA N6-adenosine threonylcarbamoyltransferase
Exons: 3
Coding region: 72-1115 (347 amino acids)
Biological process (GO): tRNA threonylcarbamoyladenosine modification
Cellular component (GO): cytoplasm; EKC/KEOPS complex
Source: RefSeq, a predicted model, not a curated record